AUGUCCGAAACAAUGCGAGCAGUCGUCGUCCAGGGCGGAAAGGGCCCCGCAGAAGCGAUGGAAAUCGGCCAGAUCCCGAAGCCAAUUCCAUCUGGCGGCCAGGCUUUAGUCCGCGUCAAAGCCUUCGGUCUCAACCGGAUGGAUCUACUCCAGCGUGAGGGACGAUAUCCCCUCCCACCGCAGGCCCCGCAGACGAUGGGGGUGGAGUUCUCCGGUACUGUUGAGAAAUUAGGCGCCGAUUCUGAAUGCGGGUUCAAAGUUGGUGAUGCGGUGUUUGGGCUUGCUUAUGGAGGGGCAUAUGCGGAGUAUAUUGUCGUGGCCACACAAAUGCUGGUUCAUAAGCCUGUAGAACUCUCCUGGGAAGUGGCUGCCGGUGUUCCGGAGACAUGGAUCACCGCCUCGCAGGCUCUAUAUCUCAUCGGAGGAUUCAAACCUGGACAAUCAGUCCUAUGGCAUGCUGGUGCAUCAUCAGUCUCCAUCUGCGGCAUCCAACUAGCCAAAGCGGAGGGAGCGAAAGCCAUCUACGCUACUGCCGGAUCACAGGAGAAAGUCGACUUCCUAGUCAACGAACUAGGCGUCACCGCCGCAUUCAAUUACAAAACGCAAGACUGGGCCGCGGAACUCGCGAAAGCAACGAACGACGAGGGUGUCGAUGUAAUUGUUGACUUUGUUGGCGCGAACUACUUCCAGGGAAACCUCAACAGCGCGGCACGCGAUAGUCGGAUUGUUCUGCUCGGUUUGAUGAGCGGGGGGAAGUUGCCGAAGGAUGUUGAUAUCUCGGCGUUGCUUUUCAAAAGAGUUCGUGUGGAAGGUAGUACGCUGCGCAGUCGAGAGUUGGAGUAUCAGCGGAAGUUACGGGAUUCUUUGGUUGAGCAUGCUCUUCCUAGACUCAAGGAUGGGACUUUUAAGGUUUUUAUUGAGAAGGUUUUUGAAUUUAGCGAAAUUGUGGAAGCUCACAAGUUGUUGGAGAGUGGCAACACGAAAGGGAAAUUGAUCUGCGUGAUUUAG
Molecule: messenger RNA, 1008 nt
Organism: Aspergillus tanneri
Lineage: Eukaryota; Fungi; Ascomycota; Eurotiomycetes; Eurotiales; Aspergillaceae
Product: NAD(P)H-quinone oxidoreductase
Exons: 4
Coding region: 1-1008 (335 amino acids)
Molecular function (GO): oxidoreductase activity
Source: RefSeq, a predicted model, not a curated record